Messenger RNA from Catharus ustulatus (Swainson's thrush), 6275 nucleotides. RefSeq names its product G protein regulated inducer of neurite outgrowth 2 (gene GPRIN2). The record is from RefSeq and is a predicted model, not a curated record. Lineage: Eukaryota; Metazoa; Chordata; Aves; Passeriformes; Turdidae. The coding region runs from base 399 to 2156 and encodes 585 amino acids. The transcript is spliced from 2 exons. Gene Ontology annotation, biological process: neuron projection development. Gene Ontology annotation, cellular component: plasma membrane.
CCUGUGCUUCCCUGGCGGCAUUGCCAGCUCUGCACAGGCCCAGUUUCUCUAAUCAGAUGAAGCUGCAGGAUUAUCUCUCUCCCUCCCUCCUGGGCUCCAUUUUAUUUCCUCUCCAGCCAAGGGGGAGCCAGGAAGGGGCAGCACAUCGAGGCAGAGGGAUCCCCAUCUCCCAAUCCCCUGCUCUGAUGCUCUCUAACAAUCCCACCUCCUUCACCUUAUCAUAUGCUCACCUUAGUGUCAACAGCAUCAGGCGGAUCAAGGAGAGGAAAUCUGAACUCUUUGGGCUUUCAUCCUCCUCAGAUUUCUGAGCAUCUGUUUUUAAAUACCCUCCAAGUAACUUGUGCAGGGAAGCUGGAUGUGCAGUCUCUGAGUGGGGGGAAGAUCUCUCUUUUUUUGCCAUGUCAUCUGACAGCCACCAGCUGAUCACCCAUUCCUAUCAGGACUCACCAAGUUCUACUUGUCAGAGUCUCUUGAAUGUCAACAGUCACCCCCUAUCCAAGAGCUCCUCAAAUCUGGCCUGUAUUGGACACUCAAGGAGUUUAGAGGAAAAGCAAAACAAACAGGAGCUGAAAAAAAGCCAUAGUAGCCAUAUCCUGGAAAACAGGAGUGAUGCGAGGAAUGUGCAGAGUCCUGGAUGGUCCUCCACGCAGCCUGGGAUGAUGGGACAUGGAUCAGAGGUCCAAACUAUGAAUGACCAGUCAGCCAAUGACCAUUCAGAGGACAGAACUAAGAAUACAAACCAUGUUCUUGUCACUGAACAGUCCUCAGCCCCCUGGGGAGUGGGGGACACUAAAAUGUGUGUAAAGAGCAGCACUGUUGAGAACGUUUCUUCAGCCUGCUUUGUUCACCAGCAAGACAUGUGUAAAAUGGAAGAAUCAGGAGCUGCCCUUCAGAGAAGCCACUCAGACCUAACCUGCAGCUGCAAAGAGCAGACUUAUGUCACUCACACAGAAACCAGUGCUACUCACUCCAGCCUAAGCUCUUCUGGCUGCAGGCAUGGUCUGCCAGUGGCUAGGAUGUCUUUCCAGACACAGGGAUAUGGAUCAGAAACAAAUGAAAAUGCAUCUCACUAUCAAAACCUUGUGACUCAUCUUCCAGUCCUACCUAGAGGCCAACAAGUACCCACAAAUAGCUUUGACAGUGGCAGUAUUCCACAUAACACUACUGUUUACACAGAUCCUGGCACAUUUCACUCUGCUGUUCUAGGACCCCACAUGCCUGGAAAUGGUUUCCCAAACAGGACAAUGUUCAGUCAAGCCCCUGGGAUUGUUCAUGGUGGUCUGACUUAUGGUAAUAUUCCAAACUCUGUGUACUCCCCCAUGGUGAUGACAGUUCACAACAACUCUGUGGGGCCCUGCAGUCUCAGGCAGGAUGCCUUGAAGGCAGAUGCCACCAUCCCAGCCUACUGUCACUCCUUGCCCAUCCCAUCCAUACAGCUCAUCCCACGGUUGGUAUGCUCCGUCAGUGAGACAGGAAAAGAGCAGGCAGCACCUGGCUACUUUAAUUCCUUUUCUGCUUCAGACAUUCUGACAUAUCCUAAGCUGGUGUCUUCAGUAAGUGAAUCAGGCCUGGAUGCCAAGAAAAUCCUGAAGUGCUGUAACUCUCCUGGAGAACAACAGCAACCUGCUCAGCAGGAGAGAGCUCUUCCAGAAGCCAAGGCUACCUGUGUUGCCCUGAGUGUCCAGCAAGGUGCAGACAUGGUAGUGACAACUAAGGAUAUGUGGACUAUGACCUCUAUGAAUGACAUAACCAAAGGCCUAAAACCAGCUCUGGAGCAUAGAGAUGCCGAGGUACAAACUCUUCCAACCAGGGAAUGCAAGUCAGUGGCAACAAGCCCAGCAGCUGCAGCAGAAGGUCACUCACAUGUGUUCCCAGAGGUGAACCUGGAGCAAGACUCGGAGACCCCCAAAUCUCCAGUUCGUGAAGUGAGAUGGGAUGAUGAAGGAAUGACGUGGGAAGUGUAUGGGGCAUCUGUGGAUCCCGAAGUCCUCGGAGUAGCCAUUCAAAAACAUCUUGAGAUUCAAAUAGAACAGUUACAAUCAGAGCCUGCUGAGGCAGCUGGGAAAAGCAAUGAGAAAAAAAGGCCUUUCAGAACAAUGAUGCAUUCCCUGAGAUAUCCAAGCUGUUGUGCUCGCUCCAGUACUGCAGUGGAGUGAGCACAGCUGUAGGGUGUAGGAUAGCUGUGCUGCUUUUAAACUGUACAUAAAUGCUGACUCUUAAGUGUUAACAUAGUGUACGUGGACAGCCCACAUCAGGAUGAAUGGGAAAAGUUCAGUGAUCAUCAAAUCAUCAUCAAUACAUUAAAGCAAGAAAAAGUCCAUGGCUGGGCCAUAUAACAGAGAACAUGAGAUUAUACUUAAAUAAUGCUAUCCAAGUGUUCUUGACUGUAUUUAAUGUAGCACUGUUUUCUUUUAUGUUAGUUUUAAACUGUUUUGCAAGGAAUGGAACUUCUUUUUUAAUGAUACAUCUUUUUGAAAUAAUUAUGACUUUUUUCUGUAUUUUAAUAAUUUAGGGUUAGAAAACAGAGUUUUAAAAGUUCUUAGCUUUCAAUCAAAUUCCCUUAAAUUGUUUUGGCAGCUGUUUUACUGUUAAUUUAAUAAUCCUGACUAUAAGCCCACUUUAACUGUAGGCAAAAUAACAAACUAGUGUAAUGUUCUAUGACAAAGAAUUGUAACUUUUUUCUACAUAAUUAUGAAGUAAUUUCAGUGUUGCUAGUCUGAACUCUUCCCUUAGCAAGCUCAUGUACAGUUGGAGGACACUAUCAACGUUGCAAUUAGUUUAUAUUUAUGAUGAAUUACAUUCUAAAUAUCCAGAACUUGUGUUUACCAAGUGGUUAACACAAAUGUACAGUAUUACCAAAGAUGAAUGAUGUAAUGUUAAUUGCUUACUGAAUGCUUGUGUUAGAGGCCUGAAACAGAAGCUGUUCAGUUUAGUCUGUGGUACCACCAUACCCUACAAUUCAUGAGCCAUUUUGGUUUGGUUAUAUUAAAAGUAAUUUCCAGUGAGUUCUUUUUAUGUGCAUCUAUCCUGAGCAGUGGUUGUUUGGCUCUUGCAUAAGCCACAGGGGACAAUUUGCACGUAACCUUUGCCUGUCUUGUGUUCUCUCUGUGGUCUGACGUCAGGCAUCUGCUGAAAGUGAGACCUUGUGUCUUCCGCAAAGGACAGUCCUAAGGUUAUUCCGAGUGCCUUGGUCAUUUGGGCAGCUAAAAGAUUUAUUUUCUUCUGAAAACAACUUUGCAAACAGGUUGUCAGUGAGCAAUGUGUUAUGACAGUGUAAUGCAGCUAUAGUGCAGGGCCUGAUGGAAGUGAAAGAUUUGACAAGGAAGCUGAGAAUACUGCUGCCAGUGUCAUAUGUGCCUUUGGUGAAUGCCUAAGAUUCUUGGGGAAACAACAUGUGCAAUGCUUUCUUUUAUUGGAGAGACAGGAAACAUUCAUUUCUGUCUCAAAGGAAAAUCUGCAGUGUCUGAGAACUUCCUGCUGUGGAAUUAGCCACUCUUACUUUAAAUGUGUGUGGUUGUGCUUUGUUGGUUUGGUUUGGUUUUUGUUCCAGUAAGGCAGCAGACUGUCUCCACAAUGUUCACCUGACAUUUGCAUAUCAAGAGGAACCCCUGGUGAUUAGGACAGCUUUAAACUUUCAUCUAGAAAACCCUUAAAUGUAGGAUCUCCUAGCUGGAAUGUCCUGUGCUGUAUUAAUUUAAUGAUGUAGAGUAGUUAAAAAUCAAAUUUUCACUCAAGUGAAAAUUUAACAGUGGGAUUUAACAGAGCUGGCUCCAGUGAAAUUCACCUUGCUUUCAGGAGGCUUCAUUCAGACCUUAGGACUUUAGCCUCAAAGAAGUCUGAGCUCAAAAUAAGUUUUAUACAAAGCGAGUGUGAAACCACUGGAAUAUAAUGCCUUACUUAGGAUGCCCCUAUAGCUGUGAGCAUCUAAGUUCUGAUAAUGAUUCUGGAUGUUAAAAUUCCUUUUAUUGAAGCUUUCAUAGGAGUAAGGAAGUAAUGAGUAACUACAUAAAAUUACUCUGCUGUUAUUUAGAGUUUAGCUAAGCAGUUUCUAUGCAGGCUUAUUUUAUGGCCCAGAGUAUUGAACAUUGAUUUUUCCUUUUCUUCAAACAUUUCACUUUGAGAAUUUUAAGCACUAUAGUGGUCUAAAACCUUGUGCUGUCUAUUAGCUUGUCCUCGGGUGUGCAGGAGAAUUAAAGAUAGUCAAACUAAAGCUUUGAAAUAGCAAGAAUACCUUCCUCCCAUGGCCAUUGUAAUCCAUACUUUAUUUGACAUGUGGAAAAUAUGUAUUCUCCUUCCCACUCCUGCCAUUCCAAACACCAAAAUAAAUCCCCCACCUGUAGGAAGAUUAUAUAAUAAGACCAGUAUCAAACUGAUCAGAGAGUUUGCAGAAGGGACUAGAAUAAAAUGGCAAAGUCCCUUGAAUUCUUUGUCUGUUGUGCUAUAAAACCUGGAAAAAAUAAUGUAUUUCAUACAGUUCUUAUGUGUCAAUUACUUAUGGUUUAUGCAUUGGUAUAGCUUGCUACUACAGUCCUAAACACUGAUUAUCAUUCCUGGAUGAUAAAAAAAAAUUACAAGUAAAGGCAAAGGAUACCAGUGAUUUGCAAGUUCAGAAAAACAGAUGCUCCCUCAUUAUGGGCAUUCUGAAUCUUCAUGUUAUUAAUCAGGGUUGCUGUUAUUUACAAAAAAUAGUGCUUAUGUUUGAGGACUUCCUGCACUUUUGGAGGGGUUUAAAGUACAAGAAUAUAAUGGAAAUCUGAAGAAAAAAGUAAUAACAAACUUUCAUCUGAAUAUUAGUUACAGGGAUAAAGCAAGUUGUUUUACUUGUCAAAGUCAAAGUCUUUAAAAAGGGUUAUUUGGACUAGUUUUGCAUUUGGGUUCAAUUUUAUAAAAAAUCAAAUGCAGCCAUUUUGUAUAUUGUUUUCUGUUGAAGCAUUACUCUUGUAAAUGUGAAAACUCUGUUUUUUCAUGUUUUCUGACUCAGGAAAAUCCAAAUCCAUUACGUUCUACUCUUAAAUAUAAAUAAAGUAGCAGGAAAAUUCACACUAGAUUUAUAACUUAGUGGGUCAAUGCUGAACACAGAUGCUUGUCAAGCUAGGGUGAAAUCAGGGUGUAUUGUUUUCUCAAGCCCAUUUGAAAACCACUUUGCACUGCACCAUGCUGCCUCUGCUCCUCACACUGAAUGCUCAAGUACCAAUCCAGCUGAGCAGACUGGGGCUGCCUUUCCCAGGAAUUCAAAGGGAGGGAUGCACUGGCACACUGGGUGUUUAACCCUUUUGUCUCAAUACGCCUUCUUUACAUUAACAUGUGGGAACAGCUCCAGUUCAUGCAUGAUUUUGGAUAUGUUAUGUUGUCCCUAGACACUAACUAAUGUCUCUAGAAGGAUUUCAUUGUACAUUGAUACUUGAUGGCUGAGAUUGAUAAUGGGCUAUGCUUAGCUCAGUGGCUCAGCAGAGAUUGAAGGCAAUUGAUACUAAUAUCACUGUGCUGUUGAAAUAGUCCAGAAAAGGUGUUAGAAUAAUUCAUUUCAUUCUGAAUUAGUAUUUACUGUUACCAUUCCUAGAGGAGAGGCUAACACCUGUCAGACAUUUGACACUGACUGUUAUCAUUGCAGUUUCAGUUUGAGGAAAAGGCAGUCAUCUGUUCUGUACUGAAAUGUAACAAAGAUGUUCCAGGGAAAAAGAGCAUCUCCACUGUGUGGACAGAGCAAUGUAUUUCUUCCUGGUCACUUCUCUCCUUACAGCCAGUAAGAAUAAUGACAGGCUGGACUAAUUGCAUUAUUGGAUAGACAUUUAGUCUUUUAAAUCCAAAGCAGUAAUGACCUGUCUGGAGAUGUGCUGAGGUAAGAGGCCUUCUAGAAAGAUGUAACUCAUUAUUAAAGACUGAAUAAGAAAAACAGUGUAGCUUUGCACUAGGAGAAGUAAUGUGUGGUGAGGUUGGGUUAAAGCAGAAGCUGAGAGUGGAGGGGAGAUUGGGGGACCCCAGCUCCACAGAGGGAACAGGGAUAGGGUGUCCUCCAGACACUGCUACUGCCUCCUCUCCCAAGAGAUUUUCCAACUGUGAAAUUGCAAUGUUAAUACUUCAUUGCCAUCUGUUCCUUUCAGACAUGUUGAGGUCAUUAAUUUGUCUUCUUAAGCCCCCUGAAAAUGAAAGCAGUUUAUUAGUGCUAAGUAAUACUGUUAAUUGGCAAGAGAGAAAGAAGCAGCGUGUGGGUUUAUGAGUUGGAAAUAAAUAAUUCUAAUCAACUCUCACAAUACCAGAUAAAUAACUUAGUAGAA